Molecule: messenger RNA, 2375 nt
Organism: Thamnophis elegans (Western terrestrial garter snake)
Lineage: Eukaryota; Metazoa; Chordata; Lepidosauria; Squamata; Natricidae
Gene: GIT1
Product: GIT ArfGAP 1
Exons: 20
Coding region: 147-2360 (737 amino acids)
Biological process (GO): brain development; regulation of ARF protein signal transduction
Molecular function (GO): protein binding; GTPase activator activity
Source: RefSeq, a predicted model, not a curated record
GGGCAGCUGCUGCGCCCGCCGCCGCCACCGCUGCUGCUGCUGCUGCUGCGCCCAGCCCGGGAAGCGGCGCCCGGCCGGAGGGAGCCGGAGCGGGCGGAGGUCGCGGGGCGCGGCGGGCGCAGAGGCCGGAGCCGCAGGCGGCCAGGAUGGCGCGGAAGGCGGGCCGGGCGGAGGUGUGCGCCGAUUGCAGCGCGCCAGACCCCGGCUGGGCGUCCAUCAACCGAGGGGUUCUGGUGUGUGACGAGUGCUGCAGUGUCCAUCGGAGUUUGGGCCGCCAUAUUUCCAUCGUGAAGCACCUGCGACACAGCCCCUGGUCGGCCACCUUGCUACAGAUGGUUCACACGCUUGCCAGCAAUGGCGCCAACUCCAUCUGGGAGCACUCCCUCCUCGAUCCGGCGCAAGUGCAGAGCGGACGCCGUAAAGCAAACCCUCAGGACAAAGUCCACCCCACCAAGUCUGAAUUCAUCCGUGCCAAAUACCAGAUGUUAGCCUUCGUACAUAAGCUCCCGUGCCGGGAUGAUGAUGGGGUCACCGCCAAGGAUCUCAGCAAGCAACUCCAUUCCAGUGUCCGAACAGGGAACCUGGAGACCUGUCUGCGCCUUCUCUCCUUGGGGGCCCAAGCCAACUUCUUCCACCCGGAGAAAGGGACCACGCCUCUUCACGUGGCUGCCAAAGCGGGCCAGGUGCUGCAGGCGGAGCUGCUGGUGGUCUAUGGGGCUGACCCAGGCGCCCCCGACGUGAAUGGCCGGACCCCCAUCGACUACGCCAGACAGGCGUCCCAACACGAACUGGCCGAGAGACUGGUGGAGUGCCAGUACGAACUGACCGACCGGCUGGCCUUCUACCUGUGUGGGCGCAAGCCAGAUCACAAGAACGGCCAUUACAUCAUUCCACAGAUGGCAGACAGCUUAGAUCUUUCGGAGCUGGCCAAGGCGGCGAAGAAGAAGUUGCAGGCGUUGAGCAACCAUCUCUUUGAAGAGCUCGCGAUGGACGUCUACGACGAAGUGGAUCGCCGCGAAAACGAUGCCGUCUGGCUGACCACGCAGAACCACAGCACCCUAGUGACCGAGCGAAGCGCUGUGCCUUUCCUGCCGGUGAAUCCUGAAUAUUCAGCCACCCGGAAUCAGGGGCGGCAGAAACUGGCCCGUUUCAACGCCCGGGAGUUUGCCACUCUCAUCAUCGACAUCUUGAGCGAGGCCAAGCGGCGGCAGCAGGGCAAGGGCCUGACCAGCCCCACCGAGGUCCUCGACUCCUCCGUCCACGGGCCCAGCGACCUGGACGACCAACACGAUUACGACAGCGUGGCCUCCGAUGAGGACACCGAUCAGGAGCCCCUGCGGAGUGCCAACGCUGCGCGCAACAACCGUGCCCGGAGCAUGGACUCCUCCGACCUCUCGGACGGGGCCAUCACCCUGCAGGAGUACCUGGAGGUCAAGAAGGCCCUGGCCGUGUCCGAAGCGAAAGUCCAGCAACUCAUGAAGGUCAACAACAGUUUGAGUGACGAAUUACGGCGGCUGCAGAGAGAGAUUCACAAGCUGCAGUCGGAGAACCUGCAGAUCCGUCAGCAGGCGGGGCCCGUCCACCCAGCAGCCCCCACCCCCACCGAGCGCCCCGAGCACGGCCACGUGCCCUCCGCCGUAACGGGAGCCCACCGGCGCGACCGCCACGCCUUCUCCAUGUACGAGCCGGGCGCCAGCCCACUCAAGCCCUUCAGCCAGCCGCCCAUGGAUGACCUGGUUAGCCGCCUGCAGCCCUUCCACCCUGGGGAAUCGGAGGAAGAUGGGAUGUAUUCCGUCCACAGUCAACCCAACAUUUACCGAAUCCGGAAGGGGGGCUCCAUUUCGGCCAUGCCGUUCCCCCCCUCCUCUUCUUCGCUGGUGGUGGGUCCGCCGGAGGGCAGCGGGCGCCACUUGAGCGGGAAACUGGACCGGCACGGCAGCGGCACCGACAGCGACUAUGACAACACGCAGGGGAGCGACCUGCCCCUCAGCUGCAUGGACGGGAAACGCUUCCUGGAGCUGGGGAAGGAGGAGGAUUUGCACCUGGAACCUGAGCUGCUGGAAGGGGACCUGGACGGGGGUCUCCCCAGCACAGAGGACGUCAUCCUCAAGACCGAGCAGGUCACCAAGAACAUCCAGGAGCUCCUGAGGGCCGCCCAGGAGUUCAAACACGACAGCAGCUUCGUCCCCUGUUCAGAGAAAAUCCAUACGGCGGUCACAGAAAUGGCCUCGCUUUUCCCCAAGGUAAGCAGGCGAGAGCAGCGGUGGGCUUCAUAUAUUGUUACGCACGCGAUUUGCAGGCGUGGGCACCUUCCCCGUAUGUGGCUGGCCUCAAACACGUGCCUAAAUAGGACGGCAUAGAUCCGGGGUGGGGGG